AACACUGCAGUAUAGAUACGAGGUUGUUUCAACUUUUCAACACUUAUGGACUCAGCACGUGUUAGCUAUUUCUUCCAAUUCCUUUCUAUAAUCCUUGUACUAGUUACAUUCCCUUCUGUGCUACCAACAACCUUAGCCAGUGGAUUCUCAGUCAAGGAAGCAACAGUGAAAGAUCUUCAACUAGCUUUCAAAAGAAACCAAUUAACAUCAAGACAACUUAUUGAGUUCUACCUCAACCAAAUUAAAAUCCAAAAUCCAAUUCUCAAAGGGGUAUUGGAAGUGAACCCGGAUGCACUAGCACAAGCAGAUAAAGCUGACCGAGAGAGAAAGAUUAAAGCACCAGGUUCACUAUCAGGGUUGCAUGGAAUACCCAUUUUGGUGAAGGAUAACAUUGCAACUAAGGAUAAGCUAAACACAACUGCAGGCUCUUUUGCAUUACUUGGCUCAGUAGUGCCAAGAGAUGCAGGUGUAGUUACCAAGUUAAGGAAAGCUGGGGCUAUCAUAUUAGGGAAGGCCACCCUGAGUGAAUGGUCACAUCAGAGGUCUAGUAAUGCUCCUAAUGGUUGGAAUGCUAGAGGUGGACAAGGAAAGAACCCUUACACAUUGGAUGAUCCCUGUGGAUCAAGUAGUGGAUCAGCAAUAUCAGUAGCAGCAAAUUUGGUGACUGUGUCACUUGGUACCGAAACCGAUGGUUCCAUUUUAUGCCCUUCAAGUACGAACUCUGCAGUAGGCAUUAAACCAACGGUUGGUCUCACUAGUAGAGCAGGUGUAGUUCCAAUUAGCCCAAGGCAAGAUUCAGUUGGGCCAAUUUGCAGGACUGUAUCAGAUGCUGCUUAUGUUCUUGAAACCAUAGCAGGCAUAGACACUUAUGAUAAUGCAACAAUUGAAGCAUCAAAGUAUAUUCCAAAAGGUGGCUAUGCUCAAUUUCUAAAGAAAGACGGACUAAGAGGAAAGAGAUUAGGAGUAGUGAGAUUAUACUACAAUUUUGGAAAUGACACUUUUCUGCAUGAAACUUUCAAGCUACGCCUAAAAACAUUAAGGCAAAGAGGUGCAGUUUUGGUUGACAAUUUGGUGAUUGAUAACAUUGAUGAAAUUCUCAGUGUUCCAAGUGAAAAUAUUGCUUUGAAUUUUGAAUUCAAAUUAGCAUUGAAUGCAUACCUGAAAGACUUAGUUGCUUCACCAGUGAAAAGUUUGGCAGAUGUGAUAGCCUUCAACAAUAAACAGUCGAAAUUGGAGGAACUUGGUAAGUAUGGCCAAGAUCUUAUGCUGGAAGCUGAAAAGACAAGCGGAAUUGGGAAAGUAGAGAAACAAGCAUUAUUAAAUAUGACAAGAUGGUCACAAAAUGGGUUUGAGAAACUUAUGAAAAGAAAUAAACUUGAUGCUGUGGUAACACCUUUUGCAUCUUUUAGUGGCAUACUUGCUAUUGGAGGUUAUCCUGGAGUGAUUGUUCCUGCAGGAUAUGAAAAGGGUAUGCCAUUUGGGUUUUGCUUCGGAGGUUUGAAAGGGUCGGAACCAAAGUUGAUUGAAAUUGCUUAUUCAUUUGAGCAAGCAACUCUGAUCAGAAAGCCCCCUCCCCUUAGAAAAUUAGAAGUUUGAACUAGUAAUGCUUUGCAGCUAAAAAAAAGUAAAAGCUGGAACUUUGACAGAAUGCUGGAGAGUAUUGUAUGAAAUAAAAUGUGUGUUUUUAUAAGCAAAAUAUGUAAUUUUAAAAGUAUAUCGGAUACUCCAAUCCAUAUACAAGACUAAAUGUCAGUCAAAUUAGCAGUAUUGUUUUAUA
This is a messenger RNA of Trifolium pratense (red clover), 1777 nucleotides long. Its product is annotated as probable amidase At4g34880. Lineage: Eukaryota; Viridiplantae; Streptophyta; Magnoliopsida; Fabales; Fabaceae. The coding region runs from base 46 to 1596 and encodes 516 amino acids. The transcript has 5 exons. The record is from RefSeq and is a predicted model, not a curated record.